AUGAAUGCUCUUGUUCAAGCCAAAAUUUUCAUCUUUUCGACUCUCAGAUCUCCGGGACGCAACUCCCUCUGGCCAGGAGCGAGUAUGCAGGCUACUCGGCGCCCUUCGAGUGUUGGUUUAGGGCUAGACAAUAAAUCAAUUGAUGCUCACACUCAGACUACUGCACUUCUGAGUCGGCGGAGUAGUGUGCGGCAAAAGACAGUAGCCCAUCGUCGGCCAAGUGCAGUUUCUUUGACUCCAUUCAGUUUACGCAUGGGCAAUGUGGCACAGCCACGCAUGUCUUUGGCAGCAACCACUACGAUGACGCCUUCUGGAGUUAAAUUCGAUUCAGGACGCAGUGGAUAUUGCGAGAUUUUUUUCUGCUUCUGUCAUCGUAGCUAA
Messenger RNA from Protopolystoma xenopodis, 381 nucleotides. NCBI's taxonomy places the organism in Eukaryota, Metazoa, Platyhelminthes, Monogenea, Polystomatidea, Polystomatidae. The record is from the annotation of a GenBank genome assembly.